AUGCCGCGUAAAAGGGGAAGAGGAGGAGGAGGAAGCAGGGGAGGCGGUGGUGGAAAGGGCAGAAGCAACCGCGAGAAAUUCAGGGGGAUUGAAGAAAACACUUUGGCGAUUCUUGAAAAUUCUAGCACCGCAACUUCCCACCAUCUUCUCGAUGACCGUCUGGCUUUUCUGCAAGCUGUUCGGUCUGCUUCUUUGGUUCCUGAAAAUGGCACUGCCCCUACCAACAAAAUGUUGGAGGCAGUUUUCCGAAUUUUGAAGGAUGAGGAUUCACUUGACUUGAUUGUUGAAAGUUAUGAACUUCUAUUGGAGUUAAAUAAGCGAUAUCCCCGGGUCUCCUUGUCGCUGGAGGUAAAAUCGGGAUCAUGCCCAGAGUCUGAAGCUCUCUCAAAACUGAUUGUAGUUGAAGAGGCGUGGUGUCCAUUCCGUCGUAGUGAGAAGGAGGAAUCCAGUAGCAGCAACGGUGAACUAAUUGACUCCUCAAGUUUCCAUUCUCUAAUAGAAGAUAUUGCUGAAAUAACUAGCAGCAGGAGUUGCAAAGAAGAAAUGUCUAGAAGAGCUAGUGAGGAAAGCUGCAGAAAACUGGAUCUAAAGUCGCUGAGGAAUAUGUUGCUGUUUCAUUAUCUUGUUAGCAUUCUCGAAGGAGAUUUUAUCGCAAGAACACAGGCUUUUAAAGAAAAUAUGAACUGGGCCCUUUUGAGGGAGUCCAUCCUCAAUGUGAUUCUGGGGUCAAGGAAAACAUCUUACAAAGAUUUGAUUAAGGAAUGCCUUUCUCUGAUGUGUGAUCUUUGUCGUGGGUUGACAGAGUUUGCUCACGAUCUGAGACCAAAUGGAAGUCUCGCAGCGGAGCUAAGAAAUAAUAUUUAUUUUGCUGUUCAGUUAACUUUACCUGAAGUAGAAACGCGGACCUGUAAUGCACUGAAGAAACUUCUGCUCAUGAUUAUGGAUUUAGAUUCUUCAAGGAACCUUGCUGAUAUGAGCGAUCUUAUCAGUAGAGCAGAUGGAGUGAGGACCCCAGCGGCAGAGAUCAUUUUAAAUGAGCUUACGUAUGAUGGUGAUAUACUUUCUCCAUUUUUUCUGGCAGUUGACGAACCUGAUUGGAAGCUAAAACUAGUGGUCCAGUUUUUCCAGAAGUAUAUCCCUAAGUCUUCUGCUCGCACCAGACGUUCAAAUGGCUCGGCUAGUGAUGUAACUUUUGAUGGGAUUUUGAAGUGCUUCUCGAAUCAGAGCAUCUCUAAAGGAGUAAACAAAAAGAUCAGGGCAGAAGUUACUCAGUUGCUUUUAGCACACGCAUUUAAGGCUUACUUGUCAAUUGCAUCAAAUCAAUCGGCAGAAGAUAUCUCUGGUACGAAGCAGGAUACAGGAGCUGGCUGCCUUGUGGAAAUCUGUAGGAACAUAAUAUCUGCUUUUGCUUGUCUCCAAAAGGACAAUAAACGUUGUGAACUUUUGGAGAUCAGCAAAGAAGCUCUUUUUACAGCAGGAACAAUCAUUGCAAUGAAUCCAACCGGAAUCAGCCACUGA
Molecule: messenger RNA, 1518 nt
Organism: Oldenlandia corymbosa var. corymbosa
Lineage: Eukaryota; Viridiplantae; Streptophyta; Magnoliopsida; Gentianales; Rubiaceae
Source: the annotation of a GenBank genome assembly